UUUGAUUGGGAGGUGAGAGAUGAUGGGGUACAGGCUAGUGAGUACAACAGAAUUGGAAAGAUGCUCAGUGGAUAGGUUGUUACUGGAAAUUGGAAUCUCUGAAUUAAGAUCUCUCUGACUUACAAUGCAUGGCUUGUGUCACUAUUGCAAGUAAUACUUCUCUGCAUGUGACAGGAAAACUCUUAUAUAUGAAUAAUGAAGAUGUUUUAACAGCCUGGUAUACAUAUAAAUACGUGUUGAACGCAUUUGUUGGGGAUUGUGGUUUCCAAAGUGGACUUAAAUAAAAAAGUGUGAGAUGGAUGAUGAAGGGGACCUUCUACAGGAGAGACUGCAAAAAUUACUUUGAUCUUAUUUACACGGAUAUUUUUAGAGACAAAAUCUUCAUUUCUCAGGACACGAGAGAUGAAGGUAAUGAGACUGAAGCCAACAGGAUGAGUAAAUUAAGAAGAACAAGAAAGAAAGUUACUAAACAACAUCUAUUUUCAACUGAAGUAGGAGAAAUGGAUAUAUCCAACUCAAAAGAAAGGAUCAGAUACCAAAUGGUGUGCCACAAGUUGGGGGAUAUGAGCAAACCAGUUGUGGGACCUGGCUCUGCAGACUCUCAUCUGCCACAAGAUGACAAGGACUCUGAGAAUCAGACAACAGUGAUAAAACCCUCCCGCCUCAAAACAUCAGCCAGUGCUCCUUGUAGCGAAUUUAACACAAACUCCAGCCAUUCUGAUAACACCAGAGAUGGCACUCAGCUUCCGACCACACCCCAUAUCUCCUCUAGAAUGAAGCACAUUAAGCAAGAGAUGGUCAAAAAUCACCUACAGUUUGUGCGAUUUGAAGCAACAGACCUCCAUGGUGUGUCCAGAUCUAAGAGUAUCCCUGCACACUUUUUCCAAGAAAAAGUGAUCCAUGGCGUUUGCAUGCCUCGAGGUUAUCUUGAAUUGAUACCGAAUCCUAAGGACGACGAAGUGGAUCACAUAAGAGCAACAUGUUUUAAUAGUGACAUAGUCCUGAUGCCAGAGCUCUCAACCUUUCGAGUGUUGCCAUGGGCUGAGAGAACGGCAAGAGUGAUAUGUGACACAUUCACUGUGACCGGUGAACCUCUUCUGACUUCCCCAAGGUACAUUGCCAAGAGGCAACUGAGCCAGCUACAAGAUUCUGGCUUUUCCUUGCUCUCUGCCUUCAUCUAUGAUUUUUGCAUUUUUGCCGUGCCUGAAAUUAUCAAUUCAAAGACCAUAUCUUUUCCUGCUUCAACGUUGCUAAAUAAUCAUGACCAGCCUUUCAUCCAGGAACUCGUUGAUGGUUUGUAUCACACAGGAGCCAAUGUUGAGAGCUUUUCCUCCUCUACCAGGCCUGGUCAGAUGGAAAUCUGUUUUUUGCCCGAAUUUGGCAUCAGUGCAGCUGAUAAUGCAUUUACCCUCAGAACAGGUGUCAAAGAAGUGGCAAGGAAAUAUAACUACAUCGCCAGCUUUUUCAUUGAGACUGGAUUCUGCAAUUCAGGAAUUUUGUCUCACAGUCUCUGGGAUGUCGAUGGGAAGGAAAACAUGUUCUGCAGCAGUUCUGGGAUUGAGGAGCUCACGAUCACUGGGAAAAAAUGGUUGGCAGGACUCUUGAAGCAUUCUGCUGCUCUCAGCUGCUUGAUGGCUCCCGCUGUAAGCUGCCGAAAGCGUUAUUCUAAGGAGAGUAAAGACCUCAAGGACAGUGUGCCUACAACGUGGGGAUACAAUGAUAACAGCUGUGCUUUUAAUAUCAAGUGUCACGGUGAGAAAGGCACCCGGAUAGAGAACAAACUGGGCUCAGCCACUGCGAAUCCUUACCUGGUGUUGGCUGCUACUGUUGCUGCAGGCUUGGAUGGACUUCAAAGCAGCGAUGGUGUCCUGGUUGGUCCAGAUGACAGCACGGACCUCUAUCAGUCAAAACCUUCCGAGAUUCCUUUGAAACUGGAAGAUGCUCUUGUGGCACUGGAGGAAGAUCAAUGCCUGAGACAGGCUCUCGGGGAAACUUUUAUUCGCUAUUUUGUUGCCAUGAAAAAAUAUGAGUUGGAAAAUGAAGAAACAGAUGCAGAGAGAAAUAAAUUCUUAGAAUAUUUUAUUUAGAAUAGCACCCUUAACUCUUUUUUCAGAGAUGUGAUUUUUACUUAAGUAGUUGAUCUCCCAGAAAGAAAAGAUUGGAUUUUUAUAAUUAACAACAAAAAGACUACAAAUGCUUUCGCUCUUUUUUGUCCCCAUGGAGUAUUUGACAGAUAUGAAGUGGGACUGCUGAGAGAUUCUGACAGUAGAAACAAACAAUAAAGUUGUGGUGCGGCUGUAUUAUGCAAAUUUACCAGGUCUUGUCAGUCAGUCAUCAUUUCCUCUGUGUAUGUUGACCUACAUAGAAAUAUGCAGUUAUUUUGGGCAACAGAUACAUUCACACAAUAAAAGAAGUCUUAAGAAUUUAAGAAUUACAAAACAGAAUUUAAAUGACUAAAAAACCCAAAGGAUUUCAAUUAAUUUCAAUUAUACACAUAGGUUGUGACUGCCAGAAAGACAAAAAUGCUUACUAAUACAAUCUCACUAAUCAAGACCUCUGGAGGACAGGUGCUCUGUCUCCUGCCUUUUCCCCACCCUUCUGCCAUUACCCUUCCUGUUGGCCAACCUGCAGGUGAUGUGUCGAGGGUGACACUCCUGGGAAUGGAGCCCGCACAAGAUGGAGUAACAACGUGGAAGCUGUGUUGCGAAGCAAAUUUUGCAAGCAUCAUUGUGAUCUUUCUAAAUAAGUUAAGUGAGUUUUCAAAAAUAUGUCAUGAUGACAAGUUAGCAGAAGUUUUCACCUAUAUCCCUUCUUUUCACUGUUUUUUUUACUAGUUUCUGAAAGGCCUGGGAAGUUCAGGACUAUAAUGUCCAUGAGAAACAAAUCCAUAAGAAAUAAAAUUUGGCUGGGAACAAUGAGGUCAAAUAUUUGAAAGUCAUGAAAAUUUUUCUUUAAGCAAUAUCUCAUAUAGAAUCCCAUGCAUAAAACACAGGUGGAAUGGGUAUGUGUGGCGGGGUGGGGGGGGGGUGGCUGGGCUCUUCAUGCUUCGCUCUGUUCUUUGAAGAUGUCUGUAGUGCUUUGUGAAGUGUCAGAGCAACUGCCUAUAUAAGAGGGCUAUGCUUGCAGCUUAAGUUUAUCUUUAAAUGACUGAUUCUACUGCCCACAGAGAUUGGUAUGUCCCAGAGAAUAUUAAAUGUUCCAGAUCUUCAUUUGAAUGAGAUAAUUUUGCUAACUAUCCCUAAAGUUUAGCUUCAUUGGGAGGAAAUCCAAAAUCCACUGACUAGCAAGUGAAAACCCUAUUCUACUGCUUAGGAUCAAACAAGAGAUUUUAUGUUCAAUUAAAACUGACAGUGGCCUCAGUUUAGAUAGCAAACACAAGAGCAGAGGAUUAGACUUGGCUCAGAUCCUCCUAUUCAAAUUCAUAGCACCCAGUAGCUUAAACAAAGUCGCCUGUCCAUCACUAAUUGCUGCCCUCUUUUCUCUGUUGAGCAGGAGAAUAACGUUCUUGGUGGAUUAAGAGGUAGAGGGCAAGGUGGUGCUGGGUGAGUGGAGAAGGAAAGGAAUCAGCCCAGAAACUUCUGAGAAUGGAAUCCCACACAUUACAUCAUGGGAAGGAUGGCAGGGAGGAACCCCAUGGCAGCUCGCUAGUUAUUUGCCAAUAUUCAUUCUCUCUCUGUUCCCCAUAGUAACACCUAAAUGUGUCAGUUGAAACGCAUGAUGGAAAAUAAAAAUGACAUUUCUGAGUUCCA
Molecule: messenger RNA, 3749 nt
Organism: Felis catus (domestic cat)
Lineage: Eukaryota; Metazoa; Chordata; Mammalia; Carnivora; Felidae
Gene: LGSN
Product: lengsin, lens protein with glutamine synthetase domain
Exons: 7
Coding region: 300-2087 (595 amino acids)
Cellular component (GO): cytoplasm; membrane
Molecular function (GO): glutamine synthetase activity
Source: RefSeq, a predicted model, not a curated record